GGGUGUUAAGGAAACGUGGCCUUUCAGACGGUUGUCAGGGAGGGAACAUGGCGGGAGUUGAGGGCCCGGUGAUGAACGACAGCGCCGUCAAUGUCACUCUCAACGACACCGAGGCGGCGGUGGCCGCCAACGCCAGCGCCAAGUUCGUGGCGACUCCCGAGGGGACGGCCGUCGCCUACGGGAGCCUGGUGGUCAUGGCGCUGCUGCCCAUCUUCUUCGGGGCCCUGCGGUCGGUGAACUGCGCGAAGGCCAAGAAUUCCAGUGAUAUGCCAGAGACCAUUACAAGUCGAGAUGCAGCCAGAUUUCCCAUCAUUGCCAGCUGCACACUCUUUGGCCUUUAUCUUUUUUUCAAAAUAUUUUCGCAAGAGUACAUCAAUUUGCUCCUAUCCAUGUAUUUUUUCAUACUUGGUAUAUUGGCUUUGUCUCACACUUUGAGUCCAGCUAUGAAUAAAGUAUUUCCUGCAAGCCUACCAAACAAACAGUACCAGCUGCUUUUUACUCAGGGAACAGGGGAAACCAAGGAGGAAAUCGUCAACUAUGAAUUUGAUACCAAAGAUCUUGUCUGUUUGGGUUUUAGCAGUGUGAUUGGAGUCUGGUACUUACUGAAAAAGCAUUGGAUUGCCAACAAUUUGUUUGGAUUAGCAUUUGCUCUCAAUGGUGUUGAGCUGCUCCAUCUCAACAAUGUGAGCACAGGGUGCAUUCUCCUUGGUGGGCUUUUUAUCUAUGAUGUAUUCUGGGUGUUUGGCACGAAUGUCAUGGUAACUGUUGCCAAAUCAUUUGAGGCACCAAUUAAAUUGGUGUUUCCUCAAGAUCUUCUUGAGAAAGGACUUGCAGCCAAUAAUUUUGCAAUGCUUGGCUUGGGGGAUAUCGUCAUUCCAGGCAUCUUCAUUGCCCUUCUGCUUCGUUUUGAUGUGAGUUUGAAGAAGAAUAGUCGAACGUACUUCUACACCAGCUUCUUGGCUUACGUCUUUGGUCUUGGACUUACCAUAUAUAUAAUGCACACUUUCAAGCAUGCACAACCUGCUCUACUGUACUUGGUACCUGCUUGCAUUGGAUUCCCAGUCAUUGUUGCUGUGGUUAAAGGAGAACUUACUGACAUGUUCAGCUACGAGUCUUCAGCUGAGGUCUUGCCACACACGCCAAGGCUCACCCAUUUCCCCACAGUCUCGGGCUCCCCUGCUAGUCUGGCCAACUCUAUGCAGCAAAAGCCUAACUCCCCCCGCCGCAGGCGGACGAACCCAAGCCCCAUGUAGUCCUGUGAGAGGGCUUGUGGAGCAGCAACGGGUCAGGUACGAAGAAAAGGCUGACCUUCCUGACAAAGCAACUUUGGAUGAAACCAAGGGUGACCAGAAGGAAAACAAGAAGGAGCAGUAAUGGGAUGUGCCAUAGAGCAAUCGAUCUUCUGUUUGAAAAGGAAAAAAACAUUCCCAGCUGCCUGUUCCAUGUUCAUUUUGUGCGGAUGCCUAAUUGUAAUGACGUGGUCAUGUGUGUCUUGCGUCCCUGGCUAUUAAUGGGGAAAAAAGUAUUUCAUUACAUCAUGCUAUGAUGCUAGUUACUCAGUUCUGCUUGGUGUUUUCUAUGAAUGUGCCAAUUGAUUGUUUUUAAAAAGAAACCUGAGGGGUUGCACCAGUGCCUAUCUGUAAUCUUUUAAUUUAUUUUGAAUGGAUUAAAGUGAUCAUGACACUUUGAAUUCAAAGGCACCAAUACUUUUGUUUUCACAAACAAAUGCAGAAAACUGAAUUUUUAGACAGGUGUUCACCUACUUCAUGUUAUAAAAUUUGUAUUUAUUUAAAGAAAUAAAUACCUCGGCUGUUUUUUUUACAUGACUGCUUUCACUUAUAGACUCCUGUGUGUUUUUAAAAAGGGGGGGCUUAGAGUUUAAUGGACAGGCUUUUUUUAAACACUGACUAUUGACAAUAGAUACAACUUGCAAACUUGCACGUAUGCCACACCUGAAACACUGAUGAAAUUUAAUUAGAAAAUAAAAAUUGUCUGUUGUAACCUACUGAAAUUUUGUAUAUAUUCGAUAUGCUGGAACUACUUUUAAUUAAUGAACCAUUUUUUUUUCCUGCAUUUGUUUGUAAAACCAAGAUAAUCCGAACUACUUUAUAAUAGCAGCACGUAGACGCACAGAGUAAUCGCCACUUAAAUCCUUUUUUAGCUUUGAUUUUCAUAGAGCUUAAACAUCGCUGCUAUUAAUGUUAUACAGGCUGUCUCCAGGUUACGAAUGCCAAACUUGUGGACACCCCUACAUGUGAACAGGCUCUCAUAAUAUUAAAUUCAAAAGUCUGACAUAUGAACAUGUUUGUUCCUUGGUACAGCCAAACUAGUUUCCUCUCUUUCCACUUUUAGUAAUUGUUCUUAUCAGUCUUAUGUGCUUUUGAUACCAUUCAUUACAAUAAUAUGGAGAUAUGGUUACCAUGUUGUGUGAUUUUUGUAUAUUUUCCAACUUAUUGACAAAAAUUGACUUAUGGAUGUCUGUAUUUUAAAAACAAAAUGUGGAACUUGUUCAUUACCUGGGAACUCCCUGUAUGGCAGCUGAGAGCAAAUAUCAUGUCUGUAUAACUCUGUUUGUAGCUUUGUGAAGGGACCAGUGUGUGAUUAAGUAGUUGUAUUAACUACUUUGUUUUAUUUUUAGCCCUUUCUUUUCCACACUUUCCCAGUGACUGAUUAUAUACCCUCCACUGCCUCACCCAAAUUAUUGUUCCAGUGAGCCAGGCAGCUGAGAACUGAGGGGUUGGGUGGGGGAAGAGGGUCAAAGGACCUGAUAAUCAUCCAUCUUCCCAGGUUCACCCUGGUUCUUAACAACAAUCGCCUUUUGGGGGGGUGGAGAUGAAACAGACCGAAGUGUUCAGACUAAUGAACUCAACCAAGCAUCAAACAUUUUGUCCUAGUCCUUUCAAGUCAGUAGUGUACCACACUAUUCUUUGACCAACUGGAAUGCCAGAAAUUUUCUUCUGGAUAGAUUACCAUGCCUCAGAUACUGCAGUCCAGAUUGCAACUGAAAUUUGUCUAAACUGGUUCAAAUAUGUUUAGUAUUUUCUCAAUAUAGGUUCACUUGUAGAUCAGAGCUUCUCUCCCUGAACUCACUUGGCUUUUUCUGGGCUAUUUCAUGCCAGUCUGCUACAAAAACAUAAAUAGAAACAGAAGUUGGCCAUAAAGCCCCUGGAGCCUGUUCUGCUUCUGCUAUUCAGUUAGAUUUUGAGGAACCACCACCUCAAAUGCACUUUCCCUUGUGAUCCAUAUAUUAUGCUCUUUUGAUCAAAAACCUGUAUUUCGAUGAAAAUUUAAAAAAAAAACUGCAAAUGCUGGAAAUCUGAAACAAAACCAAGAUGUUGAAAACACACAGGUCAGGCAGCAUCUGCGAAGAGAGAAACAGUUAACAUUUUGUAUCCAGGACCCUUCAAUGGAACUGAGAAAAAGGGAAAAACAAGUUAGUUUUCAGCAGUGGAAAAGGGGUGGCUAGAACAAGGGAAUAUCUUUGAUAGGGUGAGACCAAAUGGGUUAACUUGGCAGUUGGAAUAGUGGUUAGAAGCAGAUUAUGCUUUUUGUUUCUAUAAUGUGUUGUUAAUGGUCUUUGGGGCAUGCCCAGCAGGCCAGCAUAUACAAAUACAAAAAGUAAGCCAAAAUGAUGAUGGACAGACAUGGCCAGUUCUGAUCUAAAUGAAAAAGAAUCCAUUACUUAAUGUUGAAGAAUUCAAUACUGAGUCUGGAAGGCUGCAGCGUACCUAGGUGGAAGGUGAGGUAUUGUUCCUUAAGCUUUCAUUGGGUCGUUUUUUAACAGUGUAGAAAGCCACAGGCUUCAUUUCAGUCAUCUGUGCCUUGAAUAUACUCAACAUUCACAACCCACUGGGGUAAAAUCAGGAGCCUCCUGUAUAAAGAAAUUUCUCCCCAGAUCAAGGCUAAAUGACCAACCCAUGUUGAGGUUAUGCUCCCUAGUUCUAGAUUCUCAAGCUAGAGGGGCAACUCCUCAACAUCUACUCUGUCCUCAGAACCUUGCAUACUUCUCAGAUCCUCUCUCAUUUUUCUAAGUCCUAGGGUGUGUUAAAUCUCUGUUCUGACCACCACCCCUUCAUACCAGGAAUUAAUCACAUCCAGUGUUCUUGAAUACUUGGGUGGUUUUUGAAUGUAUAAGGAGACCUUGCAGUAUCAUGGGGAAUUUUGUUUCUGUUUGCCAACCAUUUGACUUUCCCUUGUAUUUCACCUCGUGUUCUUCGGUGAGGAAGUUGGAGUACAGCAAUGGCAAGUUGAGCUUUUAUGCUUGUUAUGUUCCUCCAGGUUAAGUAUUGGAGGCAAGAAUCCUCAGAAUUGGAGGACCUGUUAAUUGCUGUAAUAGAGCAGUGAAUAAUGUGGAGGUCAGUUCAGGUAUAAACUUAAAAUCCAACACAACCACUGCCAACCCAAGCCCAAGGAUUUCUGAUUUUUUUUUUGGUUCCACACAGUUCUCCUUGGUUUGUGUGGCCAGACUACAGAGAAGGCAUACAUCAAGUACUUUCUGAGCUGCCUGCAUUCCCCUGUCUAUAUACAACCAGUCAUCCCUGUUAUGUCCCACAGUACUGAGUCUUGGUGCAUUUAUUUUUAAAGAGCUGAUCCAGCUUGGAUAAUUUUUUAACACGUAUAGUAGAGCUGUGAUCUAGCAUCUUGGAUCUCGUAUAAUAAAGUCCUUAUGAUUCUGUAUUUUGCCUUAUGGCUUCUUUCCUUGCAGAUUUGAAAUCUGCACGCCCCAGUGUUGUCUUAAAUGUCUUAAACUUUGGUUUUGCAUUCAUUAGUAAAGAAUAUUGCAGUCUUGAUUAAAGAUUUAAGUACUAAAAAGUUUGAGUAGUGAUGUGUGGUCACCACGAUGCAAGAACAGAAAAGGACAAGUUUGCAGAACGUUAGAGUUUGAACAAUGGAACUGAUCCUUGAAAGUCAAAUUUUCAACUAAAUUAGAUUGUUGUGCUUUGGAUAUCCAAGGUACUUGGGGGUCUAUUUGGACAUGAUUUGAAUAAAUGGGAAAAACUGGAGAAGAGUAGGUUUUUAAGUAUUAAGUAUCACAUUCUAAAGUAUUGUCUCUGAAACCAGUUAAUGAAAUUUGAGACUUCAUAUGUCUGUUAACCCUGUAUCUCUCUCCAUAAGAAAGAUCAGCAAUCAUGGCUCUGAGCACUUACUGCCCAAUGAUUAAAGGAAUGCCAUUCCAGAAUGAUGGAAUGGGUCUCCAAAAUUUUUUUUUAAAGCACAAGUUCUAUUGCGUUUAACUUUUUGGGUUAACGGUGUUUUUUAAUAUAAAAUAUUUUAGGAUAAUGUUUUCAAAUCUUACAGUUAAUGGUAUAGUUUUUAUUAAGUAACCUUUCAUAACACAGUCUCUUCACAAUAUCAGAGUCCCAAAAUGUCUGCAGCUAUACUACUGCAACACUGGCAUCAAAAACAUUGUAGUAUCACUCACUGCUGAAUUUGGUACCCAUUGACCUUUGUUUGAUGCAGCCCACAGUAUAAUUAAUGGAAAAUAAUUCACUGCUACGGUAGUAGCAUAGCAGCUUGCGUGAAACCAGGCCAAAUUCAGCUCUGUUGCUUCCAGCCAGAAGGUGCGCAAGUCCGACGUUGGGUGCUUGGUCUUGGUUUCCUCAGUGCAGACAUUGCCCAACACUUGGAUGUUUUAAAGCAUUAGAAUAUAUAUCUGUAGCAAUUGGCCCAGGCAGAAGAUGGAGGAAUUUUUGUGGUGCAGCAGGGUGGUAUUAUUUUAUUGACUUCUGAAACUUGUUUAAAAACAUGAUGAAUAAAUGACUACGUGUUGUAUCUGAAGCUCUUGUGUGGUGCUGAUAGAAUCUUUUUAACUUUUUUUCCUCCAGGAGGAUGGGAAUCCUUUUCCUGAUCUGGUUCUUAAUCAGGAGAUCAGUCUUUGCAGUGUAUGUACAGUAUGGUUUGGAGGUUAGGUGUGGUUAAAAUAAAGAAAUGCCAUUAUUUCUGGUGAGAUGGGAUUUAAUUUUUAACUAGUUUUGCUCUUUGUUCAAGUUCUCAUAUGUUGUCUUAUCCUGUUCCCUCUCCCACCCCUCGUUCCUCUUGCUUUUUCAUUGUAGUAAAAAUUGACUCCUCUCAGGAGGACCGCUGAUUGAUUUGCAAUAAACUGUGGUGUGCACCACUCUCAAUACUCA
Molecule: messenger RNA, 6128 nt
Organism: Pristis pectinata (smalltooth sawfish)
Lineage: Eukaryota; Metazoa; Chordata; Chondrichthyes; Rhinopristiformes; Pristidae
Gene: hm13
Product: histocompatibility (minor) 13
Exons: 13
Coding region: 48-1253 (401 amino acids)
Biological process (GO): membrane protein proteolysis
Cellular component (GO): lumenal side of endoplasmic reticulum membrane; membrane; cytoplasmic side of endoplasmic reticulum membrane
Molecular function (GO): aspartic endopeptidase activity, intramembrane cleaving
Source: RefSeq, a predicted model, not a curated record